This is a messenger RNA of Fukomys damarensis (Damara mole-rat), 948 nucleotides long. Its product is annotated as olfactory receptor 10J3. The record is from RefSeq and is a predicted model, not a curated record. Gene Ontology annotation, cellular component: membrane. Lineage: Eukaryota; Metazoa; Chordata; Mammalia; Rodentia; Bathyergidae. The transcript has a single exon. Gene Ontology annotation, biological process: G protein-coupled receptor signaling pathway. Gene Ontology annotation, molecular function: olfactory receptor activity; G protein-coupled receptor activity. Bases 1 to 948 code for a protein of 315 amino acids.
AUGACAGUGCCAGGAACAAACUCCACCUUUGUGACUGAGUUCCUCUUUGAAGGUUUCUCCAGUUUUGGAUGGCAACACAGGCUUGUCUUCUUUGUUGUUUUCCUAACGUUGUACCUGCUAACUCUGUCUGGCAAUGUGAUUAUUGUGACCAUUAUUCGCCUGGACUAUCACCUUCAUACUCCCAUGUAUUUCUUCCUGAGCAUGCUGUCCAUCUCUGAGACCUGCUACACUGUGGCGAUCAUUCCGCGUAUGCUUUCCAGUCUCCUGAAUCCUCGGCAAACUAUUUCCUUUCAAGACUGUGCCACCCAGCUCUUCUUCUAUCUGACUUUUGGCAUCAACAACUGCUUUCUGCUUACAGCCAUGGGAUAUGACCGCUAUGUGGCCAUCUGCAACCCCCUGAGGUAUUCAGCUAUCAUGGGCAAUAGGACUUGUAUCCAGCUGUCCUCUGGGUCCCUGGGUAUUGGCUUGAGCAUGGCCAUUAUCCAGGUAACAUCUGUGUUUGGCCUACCGUUCUGUGGUGCCUUUGUCAUCUCCCACUUCUUCUGUGAUGUGAGACCCCUGCUGAAGUUGGCUUGCACAAAUACCACGGUCAAUGAGAUUGUCAACUUUGUUGUGAGUGUCUUUGUUCUUGUUCUACCAAUGGCCCUGGUCUUCUUCUCUUAUGUCCUCAUUAUUGCCACCAUCCUUAAGAUUGCUACAGCAGAGGGCAGGAAGAAGGCCUUUGCUACCUGUGCCUCCCACCUCAUGGUGGUCAUCAUCCACUAUGGCUGCGCCUCUAUCAUCUACCUCAAGCCUAAGUCCCAGAGUUCCUUGGGGCAGGACAGACUCAUCUCAGUGACCUACACUGUCAUCACUCCUCUGCUGAACCCUGUGGUGUAUAGCCUGAGGAACAAGGAGGUCAGGGAUGCUCUGGGAAGAGGAUUCUUAAAAAAGCCAAUCUCCACUUAG